This is a messenger RNA of Alternaria arbusti, 3471 nucleotides long. RefSeq lists its product as uncharacterized. Gene Ontology annotation, molecular function: ABC-type transporter activity; ATP binding; ATP hydrolysis activity. The coding region runs from base 1 to 3471 and encodes 1156 amino acids. The transcript has 3 exons. Gene Ontology annotation, biological process: transmembrane transport. Lineage: Eukaryota; Fungi; Ascomycota; Dothideomycetes; Pleosporales; Pleosporaceae. The record is from RefSeq and is a predicted model, not a curated record. Gene Ontology annotation, cellular component: membrane.
AUGGAGCGAGAUACCGAUAGCGAAAAUAGACUGACUACGACUACUCCAUGGAUACUUGGUCUUGGAGCGAGCGUCAUUAUCUCUGCUCUAGUGGAGAAGUGGACUGUUUGGGUGUCGAGCAUAGACUUGGGUCUGAAAAUGCAGAAGCAGCUUACCAUGCUUCUCUUUGACAAGAUGCUUCGAGGCAUGUCUACGGAACCGGAAGAAGAAGACGACGAGAAUGAAACAAAACCAACGGACCCAGCAAGUCUCAAUCUCAUCAACCUGGUCGCGGCCGAUACGCAACAAAUCGGCAACUGCAUUCGAGAGGUCUACAGGGGUUAUGAGUCGCUCAUCAAGCUGGCGAUCUCCGGGUUCCUCAUUCAGCAGCUCAUGGGAUGGAGAAGUCUGGUCGCCAGCAUCAUCAUGAUAGCCGCGCUUUUCGGUGCCAACGCGCUCGUUGCACGGCGACUCGCGCAAGGGCAGAGCAAGCUCAUGGCUGACAAGGACCUACGCGUCUCAGCCGUCACGGAAGCUUUGCUAGGAGUCCGUCAGAUCAAGCUUUCUGGAGCGGAGGAUAACUGGGCCACCUUGCGACGCCUCCAGGAAUACCUCUAUGCGGCCGAUCAGUGCUUUCCCUCGACCAACCAUGAUGAGAUCAGCUUUAGCAACGCGACGAUUCGGUGGAAUGGCACAGGGCCGAACGACUUCGCUCUCAAAGACCUGACAUUGUCCUUUCCUCAAGGUGCUAUGAGCGUCAUCGAAGGGCCCAAUCGCUCUGGAAAGAGUCUACUACUGGCCGCUGUUCUUGGGGAGUGCGAGCUCGUCUCGGGAAAUGUCACCAAGCCCAGCCUUGUCGCUCAGACACGAGGUGUGACAGGCGGCCUCUCUUGGCCCUUGAAUGUAGCAAUCGCGUAUGUCGGACAGACGCCGUGGAUUGAAGCUGGCACGAUCAUGCAAAACAUCACAUUCGGGCUUCCGAUGCAAGCAAGGCGAUACAAGAAGGUGCUUUUUGCCUGUGCCCUAGAAACGGAUCUUGUAACUUUCAAGGAUGGCGACUGGACCGAAAUCGGACCGCAUGGUGUCAAUCUCAGUGGUGGCCAGCGCUCGCGUAUCGCGCUUGCGCGUGCCCUCUACUCCUCCGCGGCCACACUAGUACUGGACGACAUCUUCAGCGCUGUCGACGCUCACACUGCGCUUCAUAUCGCAGAGCACGUCUUAAGUGGCUCACUCGUCCAAGGGCGUACCGUCAUCUUGGCUUCGCACCAUCCCUCGCUCUACAUGCCUAGCGCGAACUACAUCGUUUCACUAUCGGGUGAUGGCCAGUACCAGUCCAGAUAUGCGGACGACCGCAUUGAUGAAGAAUCACAUGAUAUAUCCAACGCCAUGACAAAGAUGACCCCAAGGAUUCGUUCUGGAUCAAUUGCCAAGGCCAGGUCGAGACAUUCUCGCAAUCUCUCGACGUUAUCUGUCACAUCUGGGGAGCUGUUCGUGAUUCCAGAUUCCACGGGUGUCAUGACCACCCACCAAUAUGUUGUGGACGAGCAGGAACGUAACUCGGGAUCACAACACAGUACUUUGAUGUUAUAUCUGCGGUAUAUUGGGGGCCUCUGGUACACACUACUGAUUAUACUCAUAUACGCGGGCUAUGUUGGCAUUGUCGUCGGACAGUCAUGGUGGAUCGCUCAUUGGGUACAGCAAGAUGAACGAAGUACUCAAGCCAUGCGUAUUCCCGCAAAUGACAACGGUGCCGGCCUCUUUUGGUACUUGGGUAUUUACGCGGCAUUUGCAAUGGCGACUUGUCUUAUCGGCAUUGCGCAAGAAUACUUGACGUACGCAUCCAUGUUCAAUGCUUCAAGACGGUUGUUCGACAUGCUCCUACACGCUGUCUUACGUGCACCCAUGGACUUCACCGACCGCAACCCUCUAGGCCGGAUCAUGAAUCGUUUCACAAGCGACACGGCGAUUCUUGAUGAGCAAGUGGGGCAAAUCCUCGGCAGCGCUUUGACAAGUGCCCUGAUGCUGAUCUCGAUCUUUGGGGUUGGCAGUAGCGUUAGUUGGUGGACGCUGCCCAUGUCCUUACCGAUGCUUCUCAUGUGCACUUACAGCGCACUUCAGUUCUUUCAAGUGGCACGCAAACUAAAGCAUCUCGACAACAUCAGCCGCAGUCCGGUACUUGAAAGCUUUUGUUCAACCAUGGAUGGCCUGCCCACUAUCCGGUCGAUGCUCCUGCAGGAAAGAUACACCAUCAAGUUCGGAGCUUUGGUCGACGACAACACACGGGCACUUUGGAAUCUUUGGCUUGUGAACGCCUGGUUUGGUUGUCGCAUGGCAGUAAUUGGGUCCGCCUUUGUGACCGCAGCCACAUUGAUCAUCGUCGCGAUGCCUGGCAUCACAGUCGCAAUGACAGGUUUCGCUCUGGGCUUCCUGAUCCGCUACACGGAGACUAUUUCAGCGUUUGUUCGCAACUUCAUCAAUCUCGACCUUGCCCUCACCAGCACAAGCCGCAUUCUCGAGUAUACCAACAUACCAAGCGAGCAUUACAGCUGCGGAAUGUUGCCACCCGCAGCCUGGCCAGAGUCGGGCCGUGUGAAGAUUUCUGAUCUAGUCAUCAGACACGCGCCCCAUCUCCCUCCUGCUCUCAAUCACGUCAGCUUUGAGAUUGGGCCAAACGAGCGGGUUGGGGUUGUCGGGCGCACAGGAGCAGGAAAAUCGACUCUUGCAAUGGCCUUCUUUCGCAUUCUCGAAGCGGAGCAGGGCAGCAUCACGCUUGAUGGCAUCAACAUUGCGGAAGUGGCUCUACAACAGCUGCGCCAGCGUCUCUCCAUCAUAACGCAGGACCCGCAUCUCUUCUUCGGUACUGUCCGCACAAACCUCGAUCCUUUUGACAAGCAUGACGACACGGAUCUCGUCCACGCAUUGGAACAAGUUCAUUGGCCCGGCUGCAGCGAUGGACAUCGCAAACAAACGAAUCGACUAUCUGGUCCUGGUCUGUUCUCAGAUCCCGACGAGGCGGUUUCUAGAAGACGCAUGCGUGUUCUAUCGUUGCUCGAGCAACCAAUCAUGGAUGGCGGAAGCAAUCUCUCCCAAGGCCAGCGCCAACAACUCAGCCUCGCACGCGCUAUCGUUGAUCGCUCAAGGCUUCUCAUCCUAGACGAAGCGACAUCCUCCAUGGAUCCAGUCGUUGAUGCAGCAAUCCAAACGUCGAUACGGGAGCUGUCCGCAUGCGGGCUUGCUUCUAUGCUUUUUAUUGCGCAUCGGAUAGGAACAGUCAUGGAUUUUGACAAGAUCAUCGUGUUGGACAAGGGAGUUGUUGUGGAAGCUGGUAGCCCUAGCGAACUGCUGAAGCUGCCAGGGGGACACUUUAGAGGCCUCGCCGAAGACGCUAGAGAAACGGUCAAGGAAGCCGAGGUGCAAGAGUUGAUUAUUGAGACUGUACACACGAGCGAAAGCGUUUUCAUACAAGAGUCUAUACAGAAUUCCGUUUUGUAA